Molecule: messenger RNA, 497 nt
Organism: Fopius arisanus
Lineage: Eukaryota; Metazoa; Arthropoda; Insecta; Hymenoptera; Braconidae
Exons: 2
Coding region: 165-497 (110 amino acids)
Cellular component (GO): extracellular region
Molecular function (GO): chitin binding
Source: RefSeq, a predicted model, not a curated record
CCGUUUGUGAGAGUGUUUCGGCGAAAGGUGUGGGGGUUUGUUGAAGGUGGUGUAGAGGCCCAGUCGAGUGAAACGGAAUCAGUACGAUUCCACCAGAUCCAACACAACAUUCAACUCCACUCGAUUAUCGGGGUGUACGAUAAAUUUAAUUGCGAGACAUCACAAUGCCAUCACCAGUGUGGCACAUCGUUAUCCUGAUGCUGGUGAAGACAGCCUGGGGGCAAUUCCAAUGCCCUGAACCCAAAGGCUUCUUCGGGGAUCCGGAGCAGUGCGAUCUGUACUACAUCUGCACCAAUAGCAAACCUGAAGAAAAACUCUGCAAGGAUGGACUUGUCUUCAGGGAUGAUAAUCCUAAAAAGGAACUCUGCGAUAUUCCUGCUAAUGUACCUUGUGGAGAUCGCACAUUACUGCGUGAGUUAUUAUUUUAUUUAUUAUUAUUAUUCUCCAUCGGAAAAUAUUUAUUUUCAUAUUGGGGAAGUUGUGUAACCCUGGAAUGA